CUUCCUUGCCACCUUCGUCAGUCCUAAGCUCACCCUCACCACAACAACAGCCCCUCUUCCUCCAGGCAACCGGUUAAGAUGCAGCCUUUAGGUGCGUGUGUGAUGCUGUUGGUUGUGGUGGCUGUGGUGGUUGUGGUGGCUGACCCAAGAUACCCUCAACCAGCCCCCUGUUACCCUAAGAUCGAGCACGUUACCCAUUACCAGACACAGAUCGAGCAGGUACCAGUGUACACAACUGUCUACAAGCAGAAGAUCAUCCCCACCACCCUCUACAAGACCCAGUACAAAACCCAGUACCAGACGGAGUACCAGACCCAGUACGUUCCUAAAUAUAUCACUGAUACUGUCUACAAGAACCAAAUCCAGUACGAGACCCAGUACCAGACCGCAUACAAGACCCAGUACCGCACUCAGUAUGUGACCAAGACCCAGUAUGUGCCAGAAUACAUCACAGAGACCCAAUACCAGACACAGUACCACACCCAGACUAAGUACCAGACCGUGUACAAGACCGAAUACGAGCCCCAGUACAUAACGACGACCAAGGUACGGUACCACACCCAAUACGACACAAAGCUGAUCCCUGAAUACCACACCGUCACCUCAACUCAGUACUCCUACAAGACCGUUUGUCCCAAGCCUUCCUAUGGCUACGGCUACGGCUAUGACUACUAAACAUCCGGCACACCUACAAGGCCCUCUUAGAGCUCCAAACCUGCCUACAACCACGGCUACUGAACAUCCAACAUCCACAUUAUGAUUCUGGGCUACAUGAAAAAAAUAAAAU
This is a messenger RNA of Cherax quadricarinatus, 787 nucleotides long. RefSeq names its product adhesive plaque matrix protein. The record is from RefSeq and is a predicted model, not a curated record. NCBI's taxonomy places the organism in Eukaryota, Metazoa, Arthropoda, Malacostraca, Decapoda, Parastacidae.